Molecule: messenger RNA, 494 nt
Organism: Drosophila persimilis
Lineage: Eukaryota; Metazoa; Arthropoda; Insecta; Diptera; Drosophilidae
Exons: 2
Coding region: 2-310 (102 amino acids)
Source: RefSeq, a predicted model, not a curated record
AAUGGUACACUCGCAUAGUUACAUAUGCAUACCGCUCUCCGAUCUCUCUAUCAUCAAGUGUGUGUGCGGGAACAACAUUGCCGUUGUUUCUGAUGCCGAGGGCUUGGAAAUGGGAUAUGGUUUAUGGUACGAGUUUACGGAGGCGGGGGAACGGGAUAUGCCUUUUUUUUCAAAUGCCAGCCACAAGAGCUGGAGUGUUAAAGGGGCGAAGGGAUCAACAGGAGGAUCAGGAACAGUGCUGGAUACGGUAUUCCCUCACAGGCGUUCCUCACAACUGGGAAACUCACAACUGGGAAACUCACAACAAUAACUGUAGCGUAAAGAAGUCUUGAACUUUUAUAUACACUGGAUUGGCAAGCAGACGGAUCAGAAUCAGUAAUGGAAUAGAAUGGAACGCCUUGGGAAGGGUUUCUUUCGGGAGAAACCGGUACUCGGUACUCGGUACUCGGUACUAGAAAGUCAAGCCGAAUCAGGAUCAGAUCAUAUACAUAUAU